GUCACAAAAUUCUGUUUUACAGAGUCUUGGAACACGUUAACUUUGUGUAGUAGUUGAAUUACAUAAAUUGGUCAAUAUGGUAAAAGCCUGGUACAUGGACAAUGAUAAAACCGACCCGCGCGCAGAACAUCAAAGAAACCCGCCGGAAUUUAUUUCUAUUGAAGAAUUACACAAGAAGACCGGCGUAGAGCUGUUUAAAUUAGACUUGAAGACAUAUGAAUCGGAAGGAGUACUUGAAAAGAUAAAGAAGGAUCGCGGAUAUACGUAUGAAGACGAAAUAACUAUUUCCAAAGAAUGUUUACCGGACUACGACGAAAAAUUGAAAUCCUUCUUCACGGAACACUUGCACGCCGAUGAAGAGAUCAGGCUUGUAACAGAAGGCUCUGGAUACUUCGACAUUCGAGACGGACUCGACGAAUGGAUCCGCAUCAAGGUGACCCCCGGGGACCUCAUUAUCAUACCGAGAGGCAGCUACCAUCGCUUUACCCUCGAUAACAAUAAUUACUUGCGAGCUCGUCGCUUGUACGAAGACGAGCCGGGCUGGCUCACGCACAUCCGGCCGGCGGAUGAUAUGGCCUGCCGCAAAAAAUAUGUCGAGCAACAGAAGAGAGGUUUCAGUUCUGAAAAUUGAUUUUUUUAUUUAUCU
Messenger RNA from Papilio machaon (common yellow swallowtail), 646 nucleotides. Its product is annotated as 1,2-dihydroxy-3-keto-5-methylthiopentene dioxygenase. Gene Ontology annotation, molecular function: acireductone dioxygenase [iron(II)-requiring] activity. The coding region runs from base 77 to 631 and encodes 184 amino acids. NCBI's taxonomy places the organism in Eukaryota, Metazoa, Arthropoda, Insecta, Lepidoptera, Papilionidae. The transcript is spliced from 4 exons. The record is from RefSeq and is a predicted model, not a curated record.